UAUGGGACUAUAUGAAAAAAAAGGGUUAUAAAAGUUCCGUGCCUAUACCAACGCCGAUGCUCACAAACCGGCAUAUUGAGUUGAGAAAAGCAUGGGUACAGGAACAUGUGAAUGACAAUUGGAACCGAACAAUAUUCACGGAUGAGACAGCCUUUGAUCUCUACCGAAACAAAGUUCGUCGUUGGCACAAAAUUGGAGAUAGGCCCGUUCGUAAAUUACCUAAAUCCCGUCAGAAGGUAAUGGCGUGGGGCGGUAUUUCUCGAAUGGGAAAAACUCCCUUGUUUUGUUUUUCGAAUAUUAUGGAUGGUCCUUUUUACGUGAGAAUAUUGCAACCAGAAUUCAACAGACAGGUUCAAUAUAACUAG
Molecule: messenger RNA, 365 nt
Organism: Paraglomus occultum
Lineage: Eukaryota; Fungi; Glomeromycota; Glomeromycetes; Paraglomerales; Paraglomeraceae
Source: the annotation of a GenBank genome assembly